UAUUAACUUUUAUAAAAAAAUUUUGCUCAAAUAAAACUGUUAUAUUUAUAUUUUAACUUGCAAGACUAUGGUGGACCCAUCAAUUAAAUCCAUCUACCAAUCACAGAUUAAUUAUGCCAUCAAUUUCACAUCAUAUUUACUAUCAUACACAAAAUUAAAUAAAACGUGCGGAAUCGUAUUCCUAACAUGGCAACGUCACAUUUGAAUACAAUACGGAGUUGGGUGAAAAAAAAAGGUUAACUCAAACAAUGAACGUAAGGUUGAACGUAUGAAGGUAUGAAGCAUAUCCACAAAUUUGGAACUCACGCCAUCCGGAUCAUAAAAAUAGGAACAUAGUUCACGAUGCGUGGAAAGAAAUAGAAAACAAAUUAAGUGUCAAAACUGAUGUAACAGAAAUAAAAAAUAAAAAGAUUCUCUUAUGGCUACUUAUAGGAAACUUUUAAACAAAGUUAAUAAAAGUAAGGGUACUGGAAGUGGUGCCAAAGACGUUAUUCAGCCCGACUGGUUCGCCUAUAAUGCAAUGUCAUUUCUGCAUGGGAUUUACGUUGCAAAAAAAACAAUUUCAACAGAGUUUGAAAAUUUGGAGGAUGACGACUACAUUAUUGAAAAUUGUCAGUUGCACGACACAACUGAAAUCUAUGAUCCUCAGACUCCGGAUUGCAAUUUUAAGAGCCCAUCUCCAUCAUCCAGUAAAGUCAGUAAAAAAAGAAAAUCAAAUGAUAAAGUGGAAGUGAUUUCAAAUUUGAUUUUAUUAAUUAUUUGUUUUUUUUUUUUAAAUAUUAUUUAAUUAAAAGGUAU
Messenger RNA from Myzus persicae (green peach aphid), 798 nucleotides. RefSeq lists its product as uncharacterized. The transcript is spliced from 3 exons. NCBI's taxonomy places the organism in Eukaryota, Metazoa, Arthropoda, Insecta, Hemiptera, Aphididae. Bases 419 to 787 code for a protein of 122 amino acids. The record is from RefSeq and is a predicted model, not a curated record.